CAAACCACCUCCCCUGAGCGGGGAAUCCUUAGUCUCUCCCUGGGGGACGGUCAGGGGGGCGGCUCCCGCCCUUGCAGAAACCGUCACGGCGGACGAGUGAGGCCUUGUGGGAGGGGCGCCGAUCCCUGCGCCCUGCCCAAGCCACGGGCGGCGGCCGCAGUGCGCUCUGCGGCCGGCCCUUACCUCAGACCCCGCCCGCCCGCCCUCGGGCGGCCCGAGGGGCUGCCCCGCUGCCGAAGCCCGCACAACUCCCCCGGUGAGCCCUUGAAGGCUCGGUGCCGGCGGGGACAACCGCCCACCGUGCCCGGUAGGGCGUGCGGAGCGACUCGCCCCGCCUGGCCCCCGCCGGGCCCGGACCAGCCCCGCAACCGUCGCCGCGGCAACGGGCGGGCGGCGCAGGGGCUCCUCUGGGGAUUCCCCCGGGGCGGGGCCCCUGCGCGUGCCCGGCUCAGCGACGUCACCGCGUCAGGCGGCCGGUGCCGGAAGCGAGGUGCGGAAGGGCCGGAGCUGCCCUGCGGAGGGGCCAUGGCGGCGGGAUACCAGUACAGGCCCAACGGCGGCGGCGGCGCCCCGCUGCCCGACCCCACCUUCCUGUGGAACGUCUUCCAGAGGGUUGAUAAAGAUAGGAGUGGAAUAAUAUCUGAUAAUGAACUUCAGCAGGCAUUAUCCAAUGGCACGUGGACUCCGUUUAAUCCAGCAACAGUCAGGUCAAUUCUUGGCAUGUUCGACAGGGAAAACAAAGGUGGUGUGAACUUCAAUGAAUUCACAGGAGUCUGGAAGUACAUCUCAGAUUGGCAGAAUGUCUUUCGAACGUAUGACAGAGACAAUUCUGGAAUGAUUGACAAAAAUGAACUAAAGCAAGCACUAACAGGUUUUGGUUACCGACUGUCUGAUCAAUUCUACGAUAUCCUUAUUCGGAAAUUUGACAGACAAGGAAGAGGGCAAGUUGCUUUUGAUGACUUUAUUCAGUGUUGUGUUGUUUUACAGAGGUUGACUGAUGUGUUCCGACGUUACGAUACUGAUCAAGAUGGCUGGAUUCAGGUGUCCUAUGAGCAAUAUCUUUCCAUGGUCUUCAGCAUCGUAUGACACUGAUAACUAGCCAUAGCACACUGGCGUUACACAGACUGGAGUUGCCAAAUCAUCCUGUACUGAAUAAGAUUAUUGAUGUAUUAUAAUGGAUAUAACUUCACAUUCUUGAAUUUUGUAUGUUGGUCGUCACCUUCAGAAUCUGUACUUGAGUUGGUUUUUAUUUUGUAUGACUGUACAAUAUGACCAUCUCUGCUUACUGUAGGACAGAAAGCACAGAAUCUAGAUUUAACUGGUGCAAUGUCAAACUUAACCUUCUUCCACAUAUCCUGCAUGGGGAAAAAUGACUCUUUAGAAAUGCCAAAUUAAAAUAAUGCUUGUUAGUUUGUAAGAGUUGAAAGUCAGAAGUUGCACAACAUGUUUUGCAUGUGCCUUACUUUUAUAAAUAAGAGUUUAAUGUAUUAAUUUUUAAUACAGAAUUUAAAAUGAAGUAAAAAUAUUAGAUCAACUUUUA
Messenger RNA from Chroicocephalus ridibundus (black-headed gull), 1540 nucleotides. RefSeq names its product programmed cell death 6 (gene PDCD6). Bases 526 to 1086 code for a protein of 186 amino acids. The record is from RefSeq and is a predicted model, not a curated record. NCBI's taxonomy places the organism in Eukaryota, Metazoa, Chordata, Aves, Charadriiformes, Laridae. Gene Ontology annotation, molecular function: calcium ion binding. The transcript is spliced from 6 exons.